Molecule: messenger RNA, 411 nt
Organism: Meira miltonrushii
Lineage: Eukaryota; Fungi; Basidiomycota; Exobasidiomycetes; Exobasidiales; Brachybasidiaceae
Exons: 1
Coding region: 124-336 (70 amino acids)
Source: RefSeq, a predicted model, not a curated record
CCCCAAGAUGCCGCUGUGUUAAAGUGCCUAUCCCCACUCUUACGAGAAGCAAGUCGCGUAAUUAAUUGUAUAAACACUCUUUCCUUGCCGCGCCGCCGCCUUUUUAUUCUUUCCGACGGGCGGAUGAAGGAUCUCACUCAAUGCGGACUUUGUGUAAAGUACAUUCAAUCAAUUGUGUUGGGUCUCGCUUGUUACGCCCACUUUGAAGCUUGGCAAUAUCACUACUGUUCACAACGGUCAUCCUGUAUACUAGAAUAUCUUGCAGCUAUAUCCGAAUAUCCGAUGCACCUUAAUCUAAAAUUAAAUCACAACAGAGAGAAAGAGCAAAUCUCAUAAACAAUGACACAGCAUCCCAGAAGAGAAAUGAAGAUAUUGAAUGGUAAUGGUAUAUAGUGUUCGGAAUAUUGCUUC